Messenger RNA from Entamoeba histolytica HM-1:IMSS, 2535 nucleotides. RefSeq lists its product as uncharacterized. NCBI's taxonomy places the organism in Eukaryota, Evosea, Mastigamoebida, Endamoebidae. The record is from RefSeq and is a predicted model, not a curated record. The transcript has a single exon. Bases 1 to 2535 code for a protein of 844 amino acids.
AUGAACAUUCUAAUUCUUUUAUUCAUUUAUAAUGUUUUAAGUUCAUGUGAACUAAAAUAUAAAUUAAUUUAUAACCUUGAUGCAUAUGAAGUGUUUUGUCCAUUUCCACAAUUUUGUCAAGGGAAUAUAACAAUUCCAUCAGAACAUCCAGAAAAUCAUAAACCAGUCAUAAGAAUUGGUUCAAAUGCUUUUAAAAAUUCAUUAAUAACAAUGAUAGAAUUUCCUAAUUCAAUAAUAGAAAUAGGUAAUUAUUCUUUUUAUGAAUGUAAAGAAUUAAUAGAAUUAAAUCUUCCAAAUUCACUUCAAAUAAUUGGUAAUCAAGCCUUUUAUUCAUGUAAAAAAAUAACUCAAGUUAUUCUUCCAAAUUCAGUUAUUUCAAUUGGAAAUUUUGUUUUUGGGUCAUGUACUGGAUUAAAAACAGUUCAAUUAUCAGAGUCAUUAACUAAUUUAUCAGCUCAUUGUUUUGCUGAUACAGGUCUUAUUUCAAUUAAUUUUCCUCCAAGAAUUAAUGUAAUUAAUGAAUAUGCAUUUUCUGGAUGUACUAAUUUGAAAAAUAUAACAUUUAAUUCAUCUCCAAUUAUUAGAAAAUAUGCAUUACAUACAUAUUCUUCAACAACAAUAAUUAAUAUGUUUGGAUUAUAUGAUUUUGAUGAAAUGUCAUGUUCAAAUAUUAAUUUUAAUAAUUUAGAAAAUGAAACAAUUUAUGUUACUCCAAGUUAUCAAAACAAUACUUUUUGUGGAAAAAAUAUUAGUAUUAUUAAUGAACAAGUAGAAUAUCUUUGUAAAGAAGAAGAACAAAAUAAAUGUAAAGAAUAUUAUUUAAUAAUUACUUCACAAGACUUUUAUAGAAAUAAUAUAAAUAUUUGUUUUUUAAUAAAUAAUAAACAAAUGAAAUUUAUUUAUGAACAUUCACAAUAUUAUUUUGUUGAUUGUUUUAAUUUAACUAAUAAAAUUAAAUAUUAUUCUUAUUCUAGUGUUACUAAUGGUGCUUUUAAAGUUCGUUAUUCAUCUUCUUUAAAUAAUAUAGUUGAAUUAAUUAAAAUUAUUACAUCUUAUUGCUCAUCAUCAAAUACUCAAUUUAUAUUAAAUCAAUUUGGAGUUUCAAAACAUCAAUAUUCAGAUAAUUUAUGUUCUUCUGGAGAUAGUAUUAUUGAUGUAUAUUCAAAUGGAGAUAUAAUUGAUAAUGAAAGAGCAAUUAUUACACCAUUAAAUUUACAGUCUCAUUAUAUUGGAACAAAUUCAAUGUAUUAUUCUUUACCAAUAACAAAACCAAUAUUAUCAUCCUCAAAUAAAUACAUUUUUGAAUUAAUUUCUGAUUCAAAUGCAAGACAAUAUGAAUAUAAAAAUGACCAUUUAUAUACUUUUAACUCUAAUAUUUCUACUUUUACUCCAUCAAAUUCAUUAGUACAAAUUGCUUAUGGAAAUGAAUGUAUUUCUCAAUUUAAUUGUACAAAAGAUAUUACUAAGAAUCAAUUUAUUUUUACUACUUCUUGUGUUGAUUCUAAUGCAUUUAGAACAAUUGAUGACCAAAUUCAAUUAGUUAAAUAUUCUAAUAAAAAUUGUUUUAAAGACUCAUUUGAAAUAGCAUAUUCACCUUCAAUUAAUGGUAUUAUUUUAAUUGGUAAUCAAUAUUAUUUUAUCGAAGUUAUAAAGAAAGAUAGUUCUGCAGAAACAGUUUAUGGAAUAUAUUCAAAUUCUUAUAUUAAAACAUUAUCUAAUAUUUGUAUUCAAAUAGGUGAAACUUCUUCUUUUAAAUACGUUUAUGGGUUUUAUGGUAUUACAGAAUCAAAACUUUAUUAUAAAACUUUAUACUCUAAUUCAGCUCAUUGUAAUGGUUCUUUUACUUAUCAAAUUAUUGAUAAUUUCCAAUUAUAUCCUCCCCAAAUAUUAACAAAAGGUAAAAUUGGUUAUUUUUUAAAUUCUGAUUUAAAAUGUACAUUAGAAGGAAUUGAAAAAGGAUAUCUUACUAAAUACUUCAACAUUGAACAAUGUGUUUUUCAUAACACUAAAUACCUUAUUGUAAAAGAUCAAUUAGUUGAAUAUCAAUAUUCAAAUUGUAAUAAAAAUGAAGGUAAAAAAUUAAUACAAACAUAUUCACUUAAUAAAUGUAAUGAAAUUAAUGAAUACAUACAAGAAUAUGUUGGAUUUAUUAUUACUUUUAAUUGUUCUUCUAAAUUUACAAUCGGUUGUUUAACAUGUGAUUCAAUUGAAUGUUUGUCUUGUUCAAACAAUUUAUUCUUAAAAGAUAAUAAAUGUCAAAAUUGUUCAGAUAUGUAUGGAUUAGAUUGUAUUUCAUGUGAUAUAAAUACAUGUCUUAAAUGUAAAACAAAUAAACUUCUUAAUGGUAAAUGUAUCAUUGAUAAUUCAAGUAUUUCUCCUGACACUACAAAAGAUAAUAUCAAUGUUCCUAAAAUUAUUUGUAUUUCUCUCGGUGUUAUUGGUUGUUUCAUUUUAAUUAUUUGUACUAUUGUACUUAUUAUUAAAAUUAGAAAUAAAAAGAAAAACUUUUUUACUCCCUUUAAUAAAUUAAAAUAA